Periconia digitata is the source of this 1653-nucleotide messenger RNA. Lineage: Eukaryota; Fungi; Ascomycota; Dothideomycetes; Pleosporales; Periconiaceae. The record is from the annotation of a GenBank genome assembly.
UUUCCCUAUCGCAAACGGCGAUUGGUAUUGCUGCACAUCCCAUCUUUUGGCCCUCUUUCUUUUCUUUCUCUGCUGCUUCGUCGAGGAAGAAAGAUUUCGAUCCAGUCACGGAUAUACUACGCACACAUACACACAUAUACGCAUUCGCAUACGCAGUUCCGUCGAGAGUGAUCAACCAAACACUUGUUUCCAUCCAGCACAUAACCAACCCAAGCCUGAACGACCAAUAACUCCAAUGCUCCUCCCAUAAACCUCUCCCCACUCCCGUUCCCCCUCACAAACGGAAUCCAAAACCCCAGAAGAACAAACAACUUCCAAAGGGAAAAAAACAUGGCCAUCCUCCCCUCCCACCCCUCCCCAACCCCCUCAUCCUCCUCACGACCACACCACCACCGCACCAAUAUCCUCGCCCGCCAAAACCCCUCCCUUUCCUCCUCUGCGUCCCCACCAGAUACCACCCCAACCCCGACAAUAUGCGGCUACGGCUCCGGAGGCAAAGGCUGGAAAGCCCCCUCGGGAUCAAAAUGCAUGGUCGACACGUCAGCGGGGUACUUCGGAUUCUGCCCAGAGAGCAAGAGCAACGCAAAGGACUGCGGGUUUGCGCGAGCAUGUGUGGAUCUGCACGCGUGCACGAGCGGGUGCGGCAGGAUGGGGGAACAGCCGUACGGGACUGCUAGUUGCACCGCAACUGACGAGCCUUACUGCUAUACGCAGCACCUCCUCGCAACCGCUCCUUCGUCUCCCAACCAAUCCUCCCCACUCGUCACAGCUACAUACACCUACCUCGGCUGCGGCAAAAAAUACCGCUCCCCGCCCCCGGAAUUCACAAUCGCCCCGGAUAUCCUGCCACAAGCUGCUCUAGCGCUCUCAGCAUCUACAUCGGAGUCUGCGACGCCCGAAGGCAGCAUACUAUCCGAAGAAGGCAGAAAAGAGGGAAGUGAUAGCACAGGCGCGAUUAUAGGAGGUGUACUCGGUGGGAUCGGUGUGCUGUGUUUAAUCGUAUUCGUCGUUUUUUACAUCCUGCGACAACGUCGUCGUCGAUCUUAUUCUUCUACAUACCCUUCUCCUCCUCCUACACGUUCUCUCCUUAGCAUAUUCUCCUCCACACGCAGAACCAACAACACCGAAACACCAACACCCAAGAACAAAAGAUUCUCACAAACUUCUUCAUCUUCAUCGAGAUCAGGCACUCCUCCAACGACAGCGCCGAUCCACGCCCACACAUCAAAAACCGCGAAGAAAAAGGCGAAGAAAAGAGGAGAGGGGAUCAUCUACCAUGAAGCCGAUGAAAAAUCCACAGCCGUGUACGAAGCUGAUACUUCGGGGGGUGUGUACGAGAUGGGUGUUCCGGCUGUGGAAUUAGAUGGAGAGGGGACGGAGCGGCGGAGGGAUCGUUUUGUAUAAAUAAUGGAACUGAGAAAGGUGGGAAAAGGUAACAUGUAGUAUAAACCAUAGUUGAAGAAAAAAAAACGGUAUAAAUAUAUACAUACGUGUAGACAUGUGCGUAGGCGUGGGCGUGGAUAACCUCUUACUUGUUUCCCUCCUACCUGUAUUUUUCCGUGAAGAGCGUAGAAAUAAUAAGAGAUACAAGACUUGUCGUUCUUUUCUUUCUCUUUUUUCCUACUUGUUUUAAGUAGAUUAAAAAAUUCCAUG